AUGGCUCAAUCUGUACCCCAUCUUGGCUCAUUGCCUGCCAUUACCGAGAGCCGCUCCUCCUCGCGGUCAUCCUCGCGACCAGCACUCUCCAUCGAUCUCUCCAGCAUUCCCCCGCUAUCGCAACCAACACCACCCUCCAACACUCUCCUAAUCACCGAACUCCACGACCUCAUCCUCUUCCAGCCCUCCUCGCUAGAAGCCAUCCGCAACCAAAUCACCGUCGUGGCCCGCCUGCACUCCUUCUCCCCACUCCCCUCUUUCCGCCGCAUCAUCUGCUCCUUCCACUCCGAUAAGGACGCCAUCGCCGUCCGCCAGAUGCUCGAAGGCACCCGCCUGCUGAACCGCAACGUGCGCCCGCGCAUCUACUUUGGCGAGCCUACCCCGAUCCUGAGCCAGGAAGAGGCUCAGCGCAAGCAGCUGCUCGAAGCUCCGCAGCUGGAUAAGCUCUUCUUCAUCUCCCCGCCACCCAGCCCUCCCCACGGAUGGCAGAUGCGCAACGAGGACCCGCCCAACAAGGAGGCACAUGCCAGUGAUCUGGCCACUGCCCUGGCCAUGCUGAAGACGGAUCAGCCCGAGCCCAUGAACGUGGACCCCGCCACUCCCGUCUCCAUCACCUCCGAUAAGCGCACGCCUAGCUGGCCUCUGGCUGGCUCGCAGCAGCGCAGCCGCAGCAGUACCAUAAUCUACAACCCAGAGGACCACGGUCACAGCCCGAAUCUGCCGGCUGUGAUGGUUGAGGAUAUGAGUUUGCCGGUGGAUGAGGAUGUCGAUAUGGACGUGGAGUUGAGUCCCGUCGAGACGUCGAUUAACAAGCUGCCACCCAAGACGGCGCGUCCCCCUGUGGAAUUGAUGAACUAG
Messenger RNA from Penicillium subrubescens, 858 nucleotides. RefSeq names its product putative calcineurin binding protein (gene cbpA). Gene Ontology annotation, molecular function: nucleic acid binding; calcium-dependent protein serine/threonine phosphatase regulator activity. Gene Ontology annotation, cellular component: cytoplasm; nucleus. The record is from RefSeq and is a predicted model, not a curated record. NCBI's taxonomy places the organism in Eukaryota, Fungi, Ascomycota, Eurotiomycetes, Eurotiales, Aspergillaceae. Gene Ontology annotation, biological process: calcium-mediated signaling. Bases 1 to 858 code for a protein of 285 amino acids. The transcript has a single exon.